This is a messenger RNA of Toxoplasma gondii ME49, 1224 nucleotides long. RefSeq lists its product as hypothetical. The record is from RefSeq and is a predicted model, not a curated record. The transcript has 5 exons. Lineage: Eukaryota; Apicomplexa; Conoidasida; Eucoccidiorida; Sarcocystidae. Bases 1 to 834 code for a protein of 277 amino acids.
AUGAACUCUGCUGACGCUGCCAGCAGACCCGAGGCUGAAGGAGCCUCGGGAAGGCGAGAGGAGGAGAGUCUUGCCGGAGAGACGGGAGAAGAAAUCCGCAAAUCCGUGGAUGCUGCGUUGGACGACUACAGGUCGAUGCAUCGAAAACAGUAUGAAGAUCGUCUACGGCGAGAAGCAGAGGAGGAGGAAAAGGCGAAAAGGUUAGCAGAGGAGCGGAAGGGCUACGAAAUGGCAGCGAAGCUCCAACAGGAGGAGGAGAGUCUCCUGGCGACCCGGGUGGCCGCAGAUGCGGAGAUGAGCCGACAACUUUUUGCACAGUUGAAUCGUCAUGUCCAGCCAGAUUCGUUGAGCCGAGCAGCAGUUCAGUCGGCUGCCUGCGACAGCACUUCUGCCGAUGCCUCUGCCGCAGCUUACUCGGCCGAGUGGUACGAGCAUCUGCGUCAGCAACAAGAACACGAGAGACGCGUUCUGGAAGGCUAUAGUGCCUUUCCUGGCCAGUCUGACGAAGACAAUGUCCGGCCACCUAUGCGGACGAACUACACGGAGCGUCUCAUCGACGAUGGCCCCGUUGGUUGGACUUCCUCGACCGGUGGCUUUUCGGAGAGCCUCCUAGGGCCUCCCGCAAGCCAAGGACGUGGCGGCUGGUCCUGGAUGGAAGACGCGAUGCGCGAGACACUGGGACUGCCCGAACGGCCGGGAGUCGGGGAGCAACUGUCACCUGAGGAACGCGCACAUCAGCGUCGGCGGGCCGUGUACGUCGCCUUGGUUUGUUUUUGUAUGGUCGGCCCUCUCGUUAUUGCCCUCAUAAUGCUCAUUUCGCAAAUGUUACAGUAGUCUGGAACGCGGGGAAUGGACGAGCGAACUGCGUGACUCCGAGUUGAAUUCGUUGUUGCGAGGCUCGCUGUUUCUCGUGCGUCAGAUUCAGGGGGCUAUCACAAUGUGGGACGUUCACAAAGAACGGAAGGUCGGGAUGCACUUUUGUUUUGUGAGUGUUCACUGCUCAAGAGGCAGGAACAGUGCUUCGGUGGAUGUCGUACCCUCCCACGCGUCGUGUGUAAGCUGGCGUCACAAACGUAGCCGCCGUUCCUUCAGGAUCAAGUACGUUGUGUCCACCACCAUUUAAGGUCUACAGGUUGACAGUUCACGCUUUACUGACGCCUCGUGGUAAGUCAGGGGAACGAGCCGACAAAAACUUCCUCUACCUUCGAAAUGUGUAGAACUGGU